Megalobrama amblycephala (Wuchang bream) is the source of this 2104-nucleotide messenger RNA. RefSeq lists its product as uncharacterized. NCBI's taxonomy places the organism in Eukaryota, Metazoa, Chordata, Actinopteri, Cypriniformes, Xenocyprididae. The record is from RefSeq and is a predicted model, not a curated record. Bases 697 to 1458 code for a protein of 253 amino acids. The transcript is spliced from 2 exons.
AUCGAGGUUGGGUGGCCAGCGUGGGUAUGUGACGUGUCUUGUUUGCUGUGUCUUUUGUGUCUGUUUAGUGUCCUGAACGAGGGAACAUUAAAGACAUUUCUCUCUCUGUUUCUCUGUCAUUUAAGAGCCGGCAGUGCUCCUCCCUUUAACACCUCACGUGAGAACAUUUAACGGUCGUCUUUGAGGAUGUGCUGCCACGACUCUUCAACCCCCCUCCGGUGGCAGCUGUUUAAGCCCCCUUCCUUUUACCUGCUCGCACACAGACAUUAAGGGGAGUUCCAACACCUUUCAAGUCUCUGUCAUCACCGGCCCAACCUGCAUACCUGUCUGCAAUCCAGAAACAACACGCACACACACACUUUCCCACACAGCAGCGGCCAACAUCACGCAAGCCAUUCUCGCCUAUUUACUGUCUUGCGUGUCAAGCAGCAGUUCUGCUACCUCAUCUAAACGAUCUCGCACAAAAGGGUUUUUGAGCAUUUCUAUGCAACAUGUGCGCCCAACUGAAACUGUGUUCACAUAAAGGCUGCCAUUUCUCUCUUUUAUUCGUCCUCACUUUCAUCUAUCUCCUUUUUCGCGCCCCUCCUUUUCACUCUCUGUCUCUCUUUUUUCUCUUUUUGGCCCAAGUGACCAAGGUGUGAUGGAUAGACAGGCUCGUCGGUGCGUGGAAAGGACACGCAUGCGGUGCUGUGCACAAUGGAGCACGCUCAGACGGGGUCAGGGUCGGCUGCUGGGCGGGGUCGGGGCGGAGCGCGGAGACGGCAAACAACCAUCCCUGGAGGUGUAGAGAUAAGAGACGCGGGACGGGAAAAAGAAUCUAAAUUGAUUUCUAAUGAAAGACGCACAGAAGCAGGUGAUCUUUAUAGAGGGUGGAGGCCUCCUCUCUCUGUACAGUCUGGGUCACGAGCCUUUGUGACCCACAGCACCGGAACCACACGCACCACCUUUCACUACACCCGCCCCGACUCCACGCCGAGGGGCAUCCGAUACGCUUCUGUCGCCUCCACAAAAGCCCACCAAGACCAUGCCUUUCCAAGCAAGACAAAUCUCCGGCAAACAGGCCCCGAAGAAAGAGAACGCCGGGAGUCUCGGGGGUCACACCACACCUUCAAAUCCACCUCCCCAAAAAAAGCAAGUGCCAGUAACUCAAAAAAGAACAAAAAGGAUGAAGUUGAGGGUGGUCGAGCUGCUCGGCUAGAUAUAAUCUCCACGGCAUGCGCGUACAGAACCCGUCCAGACCUUGACCUCUUCACCUCAGGGAACCUCCAGGAGAAGAGCCAGGGAUCUCAGAUGUGCCAUAACUCCAGAAAAGAGGCCCUCUCUUCUGUAAACACCUUAAAUACACUCAUCUUCCCUAAGACAAACAUAUGUGGUGGAGCUCUGCGCACGGCAAGCACCCACAUCGGCAGGCAAAUGGACUUUUUAUGGGGCCGCUUCGUUUUAAAAGCACUCAAAUAACUAAGUGGAAAGAGGAUGGGAUCGGGGUGUGGUAUGACAAAGCGUGGGACUCGCAAGGGGAUGGGGGAACGCAUUCCAGUUUGAUGGUGUGUUUUGGCAGGAUGUGGUGACAUUCUGCAGUGCGUUCUCUGAGAGGGCGGCCUGCUCAGGUUUUAUGCCCACCUGAACGUUGCAGGGGGGCCACAGUUUGCUGGAACUCACAUAGUUGGAAACACUCCAAUAAUCAUUCCACCAUAUAGCUGUUCUAUAAAACAGCAAGAAGCCAUUCAACGAGAAAAUGUGCAGUGUCAAAGCGUUCCUGACUAAACAUAUUUGCCACACAUCACCUUAUAAAAAAAAAAAAAAAGCACACACACAAAAACUAUUCAUUCUGGCAUCGACUACUCCAUUAAAUGACUAAAAGGGAGACUGGAUGGGAAUCUGAGCUACAUGCUAGAGCGAAUGAGAAACAUGGGACGUUUUAGUGGUCCCAUCAUCCCCGGUGGUGCUUUGACCUCCUGACCCCCAGCACACUAUAAGGACGCUAGCCUAGCACAUGCUCCAUUUGGUCACUUUCAUUAAAUUAGCUCUCUCCCUAGUCUGUAAUCUAAAAUAGAUGGCAUACAGACCACUGUUACUUUUAUAUAAAGCUAAAGUCUCAACGACU